Messenger RNA from Fonticula alba, 684 nucleotides. RefSeq lists its product as hypothetical. Gene Ontology annotation, biological process: post-Golgi vesicle-mediated transport; small GTPase-mediated signal transduction. Gene Ontology annotation, molecular function: zinc ion binding; guanyl-nucleotide exchange factor activity. The transcript has 3 exons. The record is from RefSeq and is a predicted model, not a curated record. Gene Ontology annotation, cellular component: cytosol; membrane. Lineage: Eukaryota; Rotosphaerida; Fonticulaceae. Bases 87 to 617 code for a protein of 176 amino acids.
UGCCCCUCCUCUCGCUCCUCUCCUCUCGCUCAUCUCCCCUCCCUGCUCUCCCGCCUGCACCCUCUCUCCUCCAUCAGCAUCACACCAUGUCCUCGCCACCCACCGACAACAAGGCUGUCACCGCUGACGAGACUCUCUCUCCUGAGGAGUAUUCCAAGCUCCUUGAGCGCGCCAAUGCCGCUCUGGCCAACCAGCUGAGCGCCGCCAAGACCAGUGUCCCGGCCCCGCCGGUUGGCCCGUGCAUCGAUGCGGAUCUCUACGUCGAUGGCGCGCCAAACCCGACCGCCCUUAAGUGCCAGUACUGCAACUCGUCCAUGCUGGAUGCCAAGGCCGGUACCGUGCGCAAAACCAAAAUUGACCUGCCCGCGCCGGAGAUGCUCGAUGCCCAGGGCAAGAGCAAGCUCAACCCGGAGGACUUCCCCCCCGAGGAGCUUGAGCUCUUCCUCGAGGUGGAUUCGAUCUUCACCUUCCUGAACAUGGGCUUCGCGCAUGCCGUGCAAGGACGCAAGUACAUGUGCUGCGCGGACUGCAACUUCGGCCCGGUGGGGUUCCUCAACACCACCACGAACCGGUGCUGGCUGGCCCGUGACCGCGUGACCGUGCGCCAGAAGAAGUAAUGGGACCCCCCCCCCCGCCCCCUCCCGUGUAACAUGGUCACCAACACUCGGAAAAGAAGAGCAUGCA